AUUCUCUCUCUCUCUCCUUCUCGUUCCAUCUCUUUCCCCUUCUCUCCUCUCCAUGUUCCGUUCUUCAUUGCGUUGAUUUCGAAAUCCAGCAUUUCUGUACGGCCCGAAAUCGAAGCCUUAAAUCGCCGCUGAUUCGGUGAAUUCCAGGUCAAUUUGUCGGAAUUAGGGUUCCGAUACGUUAUCGGGGAUUGAAGAUUUGGAAUUUGUUUUAUUCGGAAACGGAGAAGAUUCAGUUUGGAGGAUUGCGUUGAAAGCCUUGGGGAAAUCUUUGUAGAUUUGGGGCGCAUUGUUUUGUGGAUAUGAUAUUGUGGUCAAAUAAAGGCUAAAUUGAGCAUAAAUCUUGGUGAAAACAGCCGUUUUUAGCCUCUCGAUCGAGUUUCUGAGUUGAAAUUUGAUGAUGGAUCAUGUGAUUGGAAAUAAGUUUAAGCUUGGAAGGAAGAUUGGGAGUGGGUCUUUUGGGGAGCUCUAUUUAGGUGUUAAUGUACAAACAGGAGAGGAGGUUGCUGUCAAGCUUGAACCUACGAAGACCAAGCAUCCGCAACUUCACUAUGAAUCAAAAUUGUAUAUGCUUCUUCAAGGAGGAACGGGAGUUCCCCACCUGAAGUGGUUUGGAGUUGAGGGUGAAUACAAUGUUAUGGUUAUUGACCUUCUUGGACCAAGUUUAGAAGAUUUAUUCAACUAUUGCAAUCGAAAAUUGACGUUGAAGACAGUAUUGAUGAUGGCAGAUCAAUUAAUUAACAGAGUUGAAUACAUGCAUUCAAGAGGUUUUCUUCACCGUGAUAUAAAGCCUGACAACUUCUUAAUGGGGCUAGGCCGUAAAGCCAAUCAGGUGUACAUUAUUGAUUAUGGUCUUGCAAAGAAGUACAGGGAUCUUCAAACUCAUAAGCACAUACCUUACAGGGAGAACAAGAACCUCACAGGCACAGCUCGUUAUGCAAGUGUUAACACUCACCUUGGUAUUGAACAAAGCAGAAGGGAUGAUCUGGAAUCUCUCGGUUAUGUGCUUAUGUAUUUCCUGAGAGGAAGUCUUCCUUGGCAGGGGUUAAAAGCUGGCACCAAAAAGCAAAAAUAUGAUAAGAUCAGUGAGAAGAAGGUCUCUACUCCCAUAGAGGUCCUUUGCAAGUCAUUUCCAUCAGAAUUUGUCUCCUACUUUCACUACUGUCGAUCAUUGCGGUUUGAAGAUAAACCAGAUUAUUCAUAUUUGAAGAGACUUUUUAGAGACUUAUUUAUUCGAGAAGGUUAUCAAUUUGAUUAUGUGUUUGACUGGACCGUGUUAAAGUAUCCCCAGAUUGGUGCCAGCUCCAGGGGACGGCAUGCCAGUGGAAAACCGGGUCUGAAUGCUGGACCAUCUGUAGAAAGACCGGAAAGAAUCUCAGUUGGGAAAGAGAUUCGGGAUAGAUUCUCUGGUGCAGUUGAAGCAUUUUCCAGGAGGCAUGUAUCAGGUUCCAGUCCACGUAAUGAUCUUUCAAAAUACAGGACUUAUGAAGAAGUACCUUCCUCGAAAGAUGCGCACCCUGAACCUGAAAGAGGCCGCAGUUCUUCCCGAUAUGGCAGCAGUUCAAGAAAAGCAAUCAUCUCAAGCGGCAAGCCAAGCUCUUCAGCGGAGCCCAGCGAGAACCGUACAAGUCGAAUAGUGUCGAGUAGUGGCCGUCCUUCAACCACACAAAGAAUUCUGCCUGGGUUUGAAGCCAAAUCAUCGUAUACUCGCACGUCAGCCGCAAGAGGCGCCCGAGACGAUCCUCUCCGUAGCUUUGAACUCCUUUCUAUUAGGAAGUGAAGGAGAGCGUUCUUUUAUGCAGCUUAUUGAUAAAUACCCCUCUACGUGAUGAAUUACUGAUUUUUUAUUUUUUUUUCCUUUCACUCUUUGUACAUGGGGUUCAUCUAAUCGCCACCAAUAUCUUUUAUGACGGAUGUAUCCUCUGGCAUUUGUUUUGUCAUUAUCUCUACAUGAGCAUUUGGCCAUUGUAACGUUGAUACUUGAUACACGAAUCCCCUAGAGCAGAGAAUUUACAUGCGGUCUUUCUACAUGUGAACUUUUUCUUGGAGGGGUCUUUCUGUACCGGAUUCGAGAAACUGUAAUAAUUCCUUUCUUAUUAUAUAUAAUACACGUCCUCAUUGAGACCAGUCUGAUAUCACA
This is a messenger RNA of Morus notabilis, 2137 nucleotides long. RefSeq names its product casein kinase 1-like protein 6. Gene Ontology annotation, cellular component: nucleus; cytoplasm. The record is from RefSeq and is a predicted model, not a curated record. Gene Ontology annotation, biological process: endocytosis; peptidyl-serine phosphorylation; signal transduction. Lineage: Eukaryota; Viridiplantae; Streptophyta; Magnoliopsida; Rosales; Moraceae. Gene Ontology annotation, molecular function: ATP binding; protein serine/threonine kinase activity. Bases 395 to 1777 code for a protein of 460 amino acids. The transcript has 16 exons.